GUGGGAGUAUGAGCGAGUUCCGCAUUCACCACGAUGUCAAUGAGUUGCUCAGCCUGCUGCGCGUUCACGGCGGGGAAGGAGCCGAAGUCUACAUCGAUCUUCUGCAGAAGAAUCGAACGCCUUACGUCACCACGACUGUCUCUGCGCACAGCGCGAAGGUAAAAAUAGCAGAGUUUUCUCGAACUCCUGAAGAUUUUUUAAAGAAGUACGAUGAGCUGAAAUCUAAAAAUACAAGACAUCUAGAUUCUUUAGUUUAUCUACUGUCAAAACUCACAGAAGACAAAGAGACACUCCAGUAUUUGCAACAAAAUGCUAAAGAAAGGGCAGAACUUGCAGCAAAUGCAGCAACCAGUGGCAGCACAAAUUUUUCCAUUCCCUCGUCUACUUCCAAGAUAUCUCUACAGGAGCUCGAGGAGCUACGCAAGCAGCUGGGCAGUGUCACAGCCAACUCCAGUGUACAGCAGCCUCUUGAGCUUACACGAAAAAUCCUCCGAGAUAAGCAGAACAAGAAGAAUUCUGGUCAGCCCAUUCCAAUAUUUCCAUCCUGGGUGUAUGAGAGACCUGCACUUAUUGGUGAUUUCUUAAUUGGCACCAGUUUAAGCACUGACACAACAGUACCUAUAGGUACCUUGCCAUUAGCCUCCCAAGAAUCCAUGAUUGUGGAGGACUUGCUGUACGUUCUGAUCGGUGUGGAUGGAAGAUACAUCACAGCACAGGCUCUCGUAGGCAGGCAGAACCGAGCAUUUUCAGUCGAUCCAAACUUGGACUUGUCCAUCAAAGAGCUGGUGACCAGGAUUCUUCCUGUAGCAGCAAGUUACUCUGCUGUCACCAGGUUUAUAGAGGAGAAGUCUUCUUUCGAAUAUGGACAGGUAAAUCAUGCUCUGGCUGCUGCUAUGCGGACUCUAAUCAAGGAAUACAUGAUACUAAUUACCCAGCUGGAACAUCUUCAGAGACAGGGACUUCUGUCACUGCAGAAACUCUGGUUUUAUAUCCAGCCCACAAUGAGGACCCUGGAGAUUCUUGCUUCACUUGCUACUUCUGUAGAUAAAGGUGAGUGUAUGGGAGGAUCAACCCUGAGCUUACUCCAUGACAAGACUUUCAAUUACACGGGGGACAGCCAGGCCCAGGAGCUGUGCCUGUAUUUAACCAAGGCAGCCAGCGUGCCUUAUUUUGAAAUUCUGGAAAAGUGGAUAUAUCGAGGCAUCAUUAAUGAUCCAUACAGUGAGUUCAUGGUGGAGGAGCAUGAGCUGCAGAAGGAGAAGAUUCAGGAAGACUAUAAUGACAAGUAUUGGGAUCAAAGAUAUACUGUUGUUCAGCAACAGAUUCCCUCAUUCUUGCAGAAAAUGGCUGACAAAAUACUAAGCACGGGGAAAUAUUUAAAUGUUGUGCGAGAAUGUGGACGUGAUGUUACCUGCCCUGUGGCUAAAGAGGUCAUCUAUACUUUAAAAGAGCGAGCUUAUGUGGAACAAAUAGAAAAAGCAUAUAACUAUGCUAGCAAAGUUCUUCUGGAUUUCCUAAUGGAGGAGAAAGAGCUGGUGGCUCACCUAAGAUCUAUAAAACACUAUUUCCUGAUGGAUCAAGGGGACUUUUUUGUUCACUUCAUGGAUCUCACAGAAGAGGAACUUAAGAAGCCUGUAGAUGACAUCAUAACUACAAGGCUAGAGGCUCUGCUUGAAUUAGCCCUGCGAAUGAGCACAGCCAACACAGAUCCUUUCAAGGAUGAUUUAAAGAUUGACUUGAUGCCCCAUGACCUCAUUACACAGCUCUUGAGAGUAUUGGCCAUAGAAACAAAACAGGAGAAGGCCAUUAUCAGUGCAGAUCCCACAGAGCUCACUCUGAGCGGUCUGGAAGCAUUUUCCUUUGACUACAUUGUUAAGUGGCCUCUGUCCCUUAUUAUAAACAGGAAAGCACUGACAAGAUACCAGAUGCUUUUCAGACACAUGUUCUAUUGCAAACAUGUGGAAAGACAGUUGUGCAACGUUUGGAUCAGCAAUAAGACGGCCAAGCAAUUCUCCCUGCACUCAGCUAAGUGGUUUGCUGGUGCUUUCACACUGCGGCAGCGGAUGCUGAAUUUUGUACAGAAUAUCCAGUAUUACAUGAUGUUUGAAGUGAUGGAGCCAACAUGGCACAUUCUUGAGAAGAACCUGAAGUUGGCAUCUAAUAUUGAUGAUGUCCUGAGCCACCACACAAGCUUCCUGGAUAAUUGCUUGAAGGACUGCAUGCUAACCAACCCAGAGCUGCUGAAGAUCUUCUCCAAGCUGAUGUCUGUCUGUGUCAUGUUCACAAACUGCAUGCAGAGGUUCACCCAGAGCAUGAAGCUGGAUAACGAGAUGGACCGGCUCACCUUAGAGCAUGGCACAAUGCUGGGCCCACCAACAGAGGAGGAGCGUGCUGAAGAGACUGCGAAGAAGAAGCUGACUAACAAGCUUUUAGCAGAGCAUGCUGACAACCUCCACCUGACAUCUGGCUUUGAAGCAACAAUCAACAAGUUUGAUAGCAAUUUCUCAACACAUCUGCUGGACCUGUUGGACAAACUGAGCAUUUACAGCACCAAUGACUGUGAGCACAGCAUGCUCAACAUCAUCUACAGGUUGGACUUCAACGGGUUCUACACAGAGCGCUUGGAACAUAUGUCUGCCGAGCGCAGCCAAAAGGCAGCUCCCCUGCUUCCCCGCCUGGCCGUACCUGCCCAGUGAAGCCCUGCUGCUGCCCCUUUCAGCUGCCACCUCUUCUGUACCAGCAGAGAACUGGACACACACUCACUUCGAGCUAGGAGUACUCAACCCUCUACAUUCACAGUGCGAGCUGGAAAAGAACCGUAAGGGUUGUCCCAGAGAGACAGGGGAAUAUUCGAUCUCCUGAAAUGUGUGUAAUGGAUUUUCUCUUCUGAGAGGCUUUUGUUAAGUCCUUUUUUUU
Messenger RNA from Aptenodytes forsteri (emperor penguin), 2916 nucleotides. It is a transcript of the gene TUBGCP2, whose product is annotated as tubulin gamma complex associated protein 2. Gene Ontology annotation, biological process: meiotic cell cycle; microtubule nucleation; cytoplasmic microtubule organization. Gene Ontology annotation, cellular component: centrosome; gamma-tubulin small complex; equatorial microtubule organizing center. The transcript is spliced from 17 exons. Gene Ontology annotation, molecular function: microtubule minus-end binding; gamma-tubulin binding. The record is from RefSeq and is a predicted model, not a curated record. Lineage: Eukaryota; Metazoa; Chordata; Aves; Sphenisciformes; Spheniscidae. The coding region runs from base 9 to 2696 and encodes 895 amino acids.